Molecule: messenger RNA, 1424 nt
Organism: Drosophila grimshawi
Lineage: Eukaryota; Metazoa; Arthropoda; Insecta; Diptera; Drosophilidae
Gene: vig2
Product: plasminogen activator inhibitor 1 RNA-binding protein
Exons: 2
Coding region: 139-1176 (345 amino acids)
Cellular component (GO): nucleus; cytoplasm
Molecular function (GO): RNA binding
Source: RefSeq, a predicted model, not a curated record
UUGCUGAAGUCCGCUCAAUAAACCCAGUUCGAGAACUGGUUGCUGGGCAGAUUCAAGUGAAGUGUGAUAGGAAAAUUUAAUCUUUCUGUAAGAUUGUCAUCUUCAAGGCAACGUUUCUCAUUUUAUUUAUUUGACAAAAUGGAGAGUUCGGCCAAUAAUCGCUAUGAACUAUUAUUUAUGGACGAUGACGCAGGUGGUGGUGCCCCAAUUCUUCCCGACAAAAAGAAAACGGAUCAGAGCGUAAAAAAGAGCGAAAAGGAAAACAAGUCGAACCCAGUUAGCAAUAAUAAGAAUAAGAACAAUGCUCAGACCAAAACAGCAAAUGCGAAUUCCGCCCAUAAACGAAAUGGCGCUUCGAAUACCAUCAAAGAAAUGCGCCCACGAAAUAAUCGCGUUAAUGUGACACAGAAUAAUUCUUCCUUUGCACCCGAAUACAACACUGAACUUCCACAACGCCAAUACAAAGAUCGCGACAACAAGUUCCCAGCACGUUUUCGGGCCAACGAAAAAUUCGGAAAACGGGAAUUUGACCGGCAAUCUGGCUCUGAUAAAACAGGAAUUAAACCAAUCGAUAAACGUGAUGGCGCUGGCGCACACAACUGGGGCUCUGCCAAGCAGGACAUCGAGGACCAUAAGGCUGAGGGCGCCACCGUUCCUGGAACAGACAAAGAAGAGUCUGCGAAUAAUGAGCAAUCUGGUGAAGCUACAAAUAAUUUGGUGGAAGAUGAGGAGGCAAAGCAAAUGACUCUGGAUGAAUGGAAGGCUCUUAAGGAUCAGCGCGCCAAGCCCAAUUACAAUCUGCGAAAAGCCGGCGAAGGUGUAGACAACUCCGAAUGGAAAAAGAUGAUCGUAUUGAGCAAAAAGAAGGGCAUUGGCACUGAAGAUGAUGACGAAGAACUCGAGUUCGACGCCUCAAUGUAUCCGCAGCGUGUUGGUCGUCUGCAGCGCAUUGUCGAUAUCCAAUUCAAUUUCAAUGAUGGUCGCAAAUCGGGAUUCCGCAAAGGGAUGCGUGGUCCUCCGGCUCGCGGUGACCACUAUCAUCGCCAGGAAACGGCGCCCAACAACAACAAUGGAUUUGAAAAGAUGACUUCCUAUAAUAAAUUCGGAGAGAAACAUCGUUCGGGAUUGAAAACACUCAAAGUCGAUGAUGAAAUUCAAUUUCCCACUUUGGCCUAAGGCACUUUUACAGCCAGAUCAGAUAUUUUCACCUAAAUAUUUUAACAUAUAAUCUUAAGAAAUUCAUGUUAAGGAGGGUUAAUCACGCUGCUUGGCAUUUAUAUAUGUAACAUGUUGUGCUUAGCCAACCAAAGUCCUUAGGAUUAUAUGGAUGACUUUUGAAUUUUGUACUGAAUUUACGCAUUUAAAUACGCAAUUGAAAAUAGUAUAAAAUGUUGAAAUAAAUAUACUAUAUUUAAAUACUGAAA